AUGCCUCAGGCGCUAAUUGAACGGUGCACUAAUCAGGUGCCACUUGGACGACAGACGAAUCGGACGCCGGUUCGAUGGCAAAGAAAUCAGGCUCCAGCUGGACGGCAGAUGCUUCAGAACGAGCUCCAUCCAUUGCAGUUAUCAAGCACAACAGUAAAAAAGCCAUUAACGGAUCAAGCAAAUUUUGAUAAGCUGGUGAAGCUGUCCACGAAGAGGGAUGAACACGUUAAAGACGCAGCAGCAGGUGAUGCGAUUUUGCUGUAUUUCGUUUCGAUAACAAAAAAAAAGCUCAGAUGCGUUCGCUAUAAUCUGAAUAAAGCAUGA
Gongylonema pulchrum is the source of this 324-nucleotide messenger RNA. NCBI's taxonomy places the organism in Eukaryota, Metazoa, Nematoda, Chromadorea, Rhabditida, Gongylonematidae. The record is from the annotation of a GenBank genome assembly.